AGAACAACGGAGAAGAAGUGACAACUGUUAUUAAGGUUACUUCAAAUCUGUUUAAUAUGCAGAUGCAGAAACCUCAGACUUAACAGAUCGGAGUGUCCAGGACGGAGGUGCGUUCAAAGACAAACAGAGGAGUGGAAAACUGCAGCACAAAGCACGUCUCUGUCCUCAUGGUUCAAACUGGAGCUCUGUAAAUGCACUCAAAUGUCAAGUGUCUUGCCUAUGGACACAACAACAGCAUUCAUCUGUGGGAGCUGGAAUCACACCGCCAACCUGUAGGUCCAUGGAGGCAGGUCUGUGGGGGUGGAUCAGAGGAGCCCAUAUAAAAGUCCAGACCUGGUCCUGGUGCAGCUGUGGUCUCUCUCCUCUGGGUGCUCUCUGUGUCUCCCUUGGGUGCUCUCUGUGUCUCUGUCUCCUUCGGGUGCCCUGUGUGUUUUUAAUUUUUUUGAGCAAACGUAGAGUUGAGGGUUUGAUUCCGGAUCAUGAUGUUGGCUCGGGCCCUGCUCCAGACGUCGCUGCUGCUCUGGAUGGCUCAACAGACUCUGCAGGGAGGAUUAAAGCCUCAGACUGUGGCAUAUGGGAGAAUGCUGCCCAACAGAGGAGCUGGCCUGGGAGCUGGGGUUAAACCUGGAGCCACAGGGGCCCUGGGUGCAGUCGCAAACCGAUACAACACUAAAGCAAUGAAGGCUGGACUUGGCCGGGGGUACGGAGGUGCACAGCUAGGAGUUGGUGGUUACAGGUCUCUCGGUUUGGGAGGAAGAACUGGACUCAAACCUGGAUAUGGCACACAGGGAGGAUAUGGAGCCAAUCUGGGCACAGGGAUGCUAGGUCCUGGACUUUCUAAUGGGCAGGGACUUGGACUGGGACAGGCUGGAAAACGUGCCUAUGGAGCUGGGCUGGGGACUGGUCUGGGGACUGGUUUAGGGACUGGUCUGGGGACUGGUUUGGCAAAUGGACUUGGAACAGGUCUCGGGACAGGCCUUAGUGGACUUCCAGGAGGAUAUGGAGCUCUGGGAGGAUUGGGGGUCCCAGGACAGGCCAGGCAGGGUUAUCUUGGACAAGGAAAUUAUCUGGGAGCUGGUCUGGGAACAGGUGGCUAUGGAACAGGUUUGGGUAAUGGAGGAUACUUAGGAGGUGCUGCCGGGAAGCUGGCGGCCGGUUAUGGAGAUGGAAUGACAGGAUACCUCGGGGCUAUGGGAGGAAAUGGAUACGGUGGAGAUGUCAGAGCACUAACCCCAGGUUUUGCAAAUGGCUUCGGUGAUGCAUAUGGAGCUGCUUUAAGUACAGGAGCCUUCCCCGGACAACUGCCUGGAGCUGGAUAUGGAGCACUGGGUGCAGGACUGGAGACAGUUAAUGGGAAAUAUGGAGCUGCAGCUCAGCUUCCAUAUGGAAGUGCACCAGUGAUCCCUGCAGGACUGGAAGGUGAAGGGGGGUACCCAUACAGCCAGCCCCUCGGCCUGGAGGCAGAAGGCGCUAAAUCUGCAAAAAGUUACGGAGACCAAGCUGCAAAAUUCACCGGAGGACCUGCUGCUUUGGUCAACGGCUACAAAGGUGACGUUUGAUCCACCUGCAACUAAAACAAAUACUUUAAAGUUGCACUGUGUAACUUUUUGGUUGGUGGUCCGUCACCUACUUGUUUCUAUGGAGAUGCCAUUAAACAGAUCUACUUUGCAUUCAUUCAAUUACAGGUGGUUUUAUAGCUCAAAAAUACCUAUAAAAACACAUCUUCUCACUGUGACCUGUAAUUUGGCUUGGUUUGGUCUCCAUGGACAUAGAAACGUUUAAUAUCAUACUGUGAAACAUUCCAGACAAAGUAAUAACAUCCUUAUAACUCCAUUGAAGACAAGCUUUUCACGGACCCUCCACUAAGAAAAGUUACACAGUGCACCUUUAAAAUGUCUUCAAACUUGUCAACUUCCUGGUUUUUCUUUUGUCUCCAACCAGGUUAAACUCUAAAUCCCAGGAUUCCCUCAAACAUGGAUUCAUUGUAUUGUGUGCCAAAAGAGUUCUAUACGUUUGCAAUUGUCUGCUUGGUCCGACUAUUGAUUCUACAAUUAUUAAUAUUGUUUUAAGCCUGUGUUUUUUUUCUGCGUGUCUGUAUUCAUAAACCUAUAAAAAUUGUGGUAAAAUAUAAUAGAACGUUUGAAUCAAUA
Boleophthalmus pectinirostris (great blue-spotted mudskipper) is the source of this 2150-nucleotide messenger RNA. RefSeq lists its product as uncharacterized. The transcript is spliced from 22 exons. The record is from RefSeq and is a predicted model, not a curated record. Bases 480 to 1559 code for a protein of 359 amino acids. Lineage: Eukaryota; Metazoa; Chordata; Actinopteri; Gobiiformes; Gobiidae.